This is a messenger RNA of Coniophora puteana RWD-64-598 SS2, 1245 nucleotides long. RefSeq lists its product as uncharacterized. The transcript is spliced from 3 exons. Bases 1 to 1245 code for a protein of 414 amino acids. Lineage: Eukaryota; Fungi; Basidiomycota; Agaricomycetes; Boletales; Coniophoraceae. The record is from RefSeq and is a predicted model, not a curated record.
AUGAUACCAGUGCUCACAGCUCUCGAUCUCCCGCCUACGUCCUACCUCCCGCCCGUGAAAAGGCUCGUCUCAGGCGACGUCGACCCCUCGGCCAUCCUUAGCGCACUCGACUACCUGUACACGCUCUACCGCCCCGAGGUCCACGGAUCGCGGCGGCGAAGGCAAAUACGACAGGCGGGACCUGAGGCCGAGCUAGACGCUCUUGAGGCGAUUAGGGCUGAUGACUUCGAGCGGACGUAUACUUUAAGGUGGCUUACGUCGCUUAUCGGGCUUGCGGAGGAAGAAGGCUCGAUACCUACUCCGGCCCGGACUCCGGCUACGUCUCCAUCACUGACCUCGGUCCUCAUCGAACGCGCGGCCUCCCUCUUGGCUAUAUGCGCGGGCACCGCGUCCGCGGGGACGCUCACCCGCGCGUUCACCUUCUCGUCGCCCGGCGGGGACGUUAGCAUCCAGCUAACAGACAUCCCACUCAUCAACGCGGACUAUACGAGUGUGGGCGCGCAAACGUGGGGUGGCGCGUGCGUCCUUUCGGAUUUGAUUGCGGAACGGCCAGAUGCGUUCGGGCUUGGAUUAAACGGCGGAGGCUGUCAGGGAAAUGAAGGAGGGAGGAGUCUGAGGGUGCUCGAGCUCGGUGCGGGAACGGGACUGGUUAGUCUUACAGUGGGCAAGCUCCUCGAACUUCAGCUACCGGCUCAGCAAAAGGACUACGCGGCGGAGUUGGUCGCGACGGACUUUCAUCCCUCGGUGCUGGCCAACCUCGGCGCGAACAUCGAUGCUAACUUUUCGUCUUCCUCUCCAUCGUCGAGCGCGUCUGUACGAAGCUGCUUCCUCGACUGGGCUGCGUUCAAUACUGACAGUACCUCGACACUGGGCCACGAGCCAUUCGACGUCGCUUUCGGCGCGGACAUCAUCUACGAAGCCGAACACGCGCGCUGGAUCAAGGGGUGUCUCGCGCGUUUGCUGCGUCGCUCGGACCCUAGGCGACCCGAGUCCAAGGCUCAGGCACCCACGUUCCACCUCGUCAUUCCCCUUCGCUCGACACAUAAAUUUGAGAGCAGCACCGUCGAGUUGCACUUCCGCUGGGAUGGGACCGCUCGCGGUGCUGACCAUACGAUCGAAGACGAGUUGGUGAUCCUUUCGAAGGAGACAAUCGUCUGCGACGCGGUCGGCGGUGGGGGGCGACCGGGGCGGGACGAUGCAGACGAGGUGGUGUAUGUGUAUUAUCGCAUUGGAUGGGAGAGUUGA